Molecule: messenger RNA, 7765 nt
Organism: Chelonoidis abingdonii (Abingdon island giant tortoise)
Lineage: Eukaryota; Metazoa; Chordata; Testudines; Testudinidae
Gene: PTPN14
Product: protein tyrosine phosphatase non-receptor type 14
Biological process (GO): lymphangiogenesis; protein dephosphorylation
Cellular component (GO): cytoskeleton; cytoplasm
Molecular function (GO): protein tyrosine phosphatase activity
Source: RefSeq, a predicted model, not a curated record
CUCUCCCUGUUCUCCCAGCCGCCGGGUGCCCCUCGCUCCCUGCCCCCUCUCUUUGAGCCUGGCUACACGGCUGGAGGAACUGGGUUGCAAAGGUAGCGCAGGCGAAGGGGCGCGGCGGGGCUAGCGCAGCCAGGGGGGCUCCGAGGGGAAAUCGGCGAAAAACCCGUCCCGCGGCUCUGUCCCGACCUUGGCAGAGUUGCAGCAGGCGGGAUUGGAAGGAGCCCGCCCCUCCGCUUCCUCCCGCGGACUGGGAUCGUUCCUCCGCCUUUGCAAAGAAAACAAAACAACAACAAAGCCCAUGUCAAGUCCCCGACGUCUCCGGGCCCCGCAGUAGCAGCGGCCGCUCCGCAUUCCUGGGAUUCCAGGGCUGUGACUCCGCGCUCCAGCCCCACGCUCCGCAGCGACUCCGACACGCACUCGCUCUACAGCCGCCGCCUCCGGCCCCAUUCGCUCUCUCGGGACAACAAUCCCCUCCCUCUCUCCUACCCCCACCCCCGUGGGCUGCACCGGGAGCCCACGGCUCCCUUGGCCGCCUGCAAACUUCCCUGCUGGCCGCAAAGUCCUGCUUCCGCCUCCCCAAACUCCUUAAAACUUUCCCCGCUGCAGCGGGGACAAGAUUAUUGGGUGGGGGCGGUGGUUUACUUUCCCUCCCUCUCCUCCGGGAGCCCCCAAAUCAGGCAACACCCUGAUUUCUCCUCGUCCCAGCAAUCAGCUCUUCCUAGCAGCACCGGUUCCUACUUUGUCCCCCUCUCACCACUUGGGAUCCCUCUCCUGCUCAAGACGGAAACCUCCUUCUCCACUGGGAAACCCUCCUGGGGGAUUUUGAACGAAGCCUGAGCUACACUUGUUGCCUUUUCGGGAGGAAGGGAGAGCCCAUUCCCAGUGCCCCUGCACCAGAGGAGAAGUGGCCACGACAUGUAAACGCAGGGAUCCCUUGGAGUUGGCCCUGGGCAUGGACAACUAUUUCCGGUCCUGGAGGAGAGCAGUAACUAGUGGAGUCACAUUCAAGACAAACCAAAAAAACGUGCUGAGGAUAUCCAAAGUGUGACAGGAAGGGGCAGCCUUCCAGCCCAACAACUAUGCCUUUCGGGCUGAAACUGCGUCGGACCAGGCGCUAUAACGUCCUUAGCAAGAACUGCUUUGUGACACAGAUCCGUCUGCUGGACAACAAUGUGAUCGAGUGCACGCUCUCAGUGGAGAGCACAGGGCAGGAGUGUCUGGAGGCUGUGGCCCAGAGGCUGGAAUUACGUGAGACACACUACUUUGGUCUUUGGUUUCUCAGCAAGAGCCAACAAGCACGAUGGGUAGAACUGGAAAAACCUCUGAAGAAACAGCUGGACAAAUUUGCCAAUGAGCCUUUGCUUUUCUUUGGGGUAAUGUUCUAUGUGCCCAAUGUAUCCCGACUGCAGCAGGAGGUCACAAGGUAUCAAUAUUACCUCCAAGUGAAAAAAGAUGUUCUUGAUGGUCGAUUGCGUUCUUCGUUGGAUCAGGGGAUCCGGCUGGCUGGUUUAGCUGUGCAAGCGGAUUUUGGUGACUAUAAUCAGUUUGAAUCUCAUGAUUUCCUCCGAGAAUAUGUUCUGUUUCCUAUGGACUGGACUCAAGACGAAGCAGUCCUGGAAGAUCUGACUCAAAAGGUAGCUCAGGAACAUAAAACUCAUAGUGGCAUACCAGCAGCAGAAGCUGAACUUAUGUACAUCAGUGAAGUGGAACGUCUUGAAGGGUUUGGACAGGAAAGUUUCCCUGUGAAGGACAAUCAUGGAAAUGAUAUGCAUCUAGGUAUUUUCUUCAUGGGAAUCUUCAUAAAAAAUAGAAUUGGAAGGCCAACAGCGAUAUACAGGUGGAAUGAUAUUGGGAAUAUAAUACAUAACAAGUCUUCAAUCAUCGUGGAGUUGAUCAACAAAGAAGAAACCGUGCUCUUUCACACAGAUGAUAUUGAAAAUGCAAAAUAUAUUUCACGGCUGUUUGCUGCAAGGCAUAAGUUUUAUAAACAGAAUAAAAUCUGCACAGAACAGUCAAGUUCUCCUCCCCCUAUCAGACGGCGGCCCACCUGGAGUAGGUCAUCCUUGCCAAGACAGCACCCAUUUAUACUGCCGCCUAUGCAUGUCCAGUGCGGAGAACACUACACUGAAACAAACAACUCACAAGACAACAUUUUCCAUGGAAAUGAAGAAACAUUCUAUUGUAGAUCUCAGACCAGCUUGGACAGGUGUCCCAUGGACUUCAGCUACUUAAAUGGUAAUGGGCCAAAUGGCAGUAUGUGCAGUGCCCACAGCAUGAACUCUCUCAACCGUUCACAGAACUUCGUUCAGGCAUCUCCAAUGUCCUCCAAUCUCAGCAUCCCAGGAAGUGAUAUCAUGAGAGCAGACUACAUCCCCAGCCAUAGACAUAGUGCCAUCAUAGUGCCAUCCUACAGGCCAACGCCAGACUAUGAAACUGUCAUGAGGCAAAUGAAGAGAGGGGUUAUUCACAUGGAUAGCCAAAGUCAAUCUUUAAGGAACCUCAAUAUUGGAAAUACACAUGCUUACAACCAACCAGAAGACCUGGUUUACAGUCAACCUGAGAUUCGAGAGAGACAUCCCUAUACUGUUUCUUAUGGGCCGCAUGGUGGUUAUAACAAACCUGUUGCCCCAUCUGACCAAAUGAACCCUAAUAAUGCUGUGCAGAAUAAGGCAGCAGCCAGUGCCAUAUCCCACACAGUUAGCACACCAGAACUGGCUAACAUGCAGCUGCAGGGCAGUCAAAGCUAUAGUACUGCCCAUAUGUUAAAGAACUAUCUUUUCAGGCCACCACCUCCAUAUCCACGUCCACGUCCUGCCACCAGCACGCCUGACCUAGCGAGCCACCGUCAUAAAUAUGUCAGUGGCAGUAGCCCUGAUUUGGUUACUCGGAAGGUCCAGCUCUCAGUGAAGACAUUCCAAGAGGACAGCUUGCCAGUGGUUCAUCAGUCACUCCAGGAGGUUAGCGAGCCCCUCAUGGCAGCCAAGCAUCAUGCAGCUUUGAACAAGCGUCAUAGUUUGGAGGUCAUCAGCAAUAUGGUACGUGGUAUAGAAGCUAUGGCUUUAAAGACUUUAAAUGCCCCUCUGCCACGUAGAAACACCUUGCGAGAGCAGGUGCAACCAGAAGAGGCAGCGCAGAUGGAACAUGCGGUUCAGCAGCUCCCUUGCUACCAUCACAAGAAGACGUUCUCGAGUGCCACAAUGCUGAUACACAGCAGUGAAAGUGAAGAAGAAGCUUCAGAAUCAGUGUCACAGAUAGCACCGCUCCAUGAAAAUGUGGAAUAUAGUGCUCAGUUGCAAGCUGCUUUGGCUAGAAUACCAAAUAAACCUCCUCCUGAGUAUCCCGGGCCAAGGAAAAGUGUUAGCAAUGGAGCCCUGAGGCAGGACCAAGUAAACAUUUCAGUGGCUGUAGCCAGGGCCAAGGCCAUGAGGCCAGGGCCUACCAAGGCCAUUAGCGUGUCUCGGACUGAUCAAAUGACAAUGAAUGGGUCCUCACUUGGACCGUCUAUCUCAGAGCCUGACCUCACGAGUGUAAAGGAGAGGGUCAAGAAAGAACCAGUGAAGGAAAGGCCUGUGUCUGAAAUGUUUUCUAUCGAGGACAGCAUUAUAGAAAGAGAGAUGAUUAUGAGGAAUCUAGAGAAGCAGAAGAUGGCAGGCCUGGAGGCCCAGAAGAGGCCCUUGAUGUUGGCAGCGUUAAAUGGACUCUCCGUUGCUAGAGUUCCAGUGCCUGAGGAUAGCCAGGAUGAAGUAGCCAAGGUGCCAAUGGAUGAGAGGUGCAAAAUCUUGAAGAGGAAGUUGGAAGAGGGGAUGGUAUUCACUGAAUAUGAGCAGAUUCCAAAGAAAAAGGCAGAUGGGAUCUUCACCACUGCAGCAUUGCUUGAAAAUGCUGAGCGCAACCGCAUCAGGGAAGUCAUUCCUUAUGAGGAGAACAGAGUAGAGCUGGUACCAACCAAAGAAAAUAAUACAGGCUACAUCAAUGCCUCGCACAUAAAGGUUACUGUAGGUGGGGAGGAAUGGCACUAUAUAGCCACACAAGGACCUUUGCCACACACAUGCCAUGACUUCUGGCAGAUGGUGUGGGAACAGGGGGUGAAUGUUAUAGCCAUGGUCACAGCUGAAGAGGAAGGAGGAAGAAGCAAGAGUCAUCGCUACUGGCCUAAACUGGGUUCUAAGCACAGCUCAGCCACUUAUGGGAAGUUUAAGGUGACAACUAAAUUCCGCACGGAUUCUGGAUGCUAUGCUACUACAGGGCUGAAGGUCAAGCAUCUUUUGUCUGGGCAGGAAAGGACAGUGUGGCACUUGCAAUAUACUGACUGGCCUGAUCAUGGUUGUCCAGAAGAAGUCCAAGGCUUUUUAUCCUAUUUGGAGGAGAUACAGUCGGUACGUCGCCAUACCAACAGCGUGUUGGAUGCCAGCAACAAUUGCAACCCACCAAUCGUGGUUCACUGCAGUGCAGGUGUAGGGAGGACAGGGGUGGUUAUCCUAACAGAACUGAUGAUUGGCUGCUUGGAACAUAAUGAAAAAGUGGAUGUUCCGGUGAUGCUGAGACACCUACGGGAGCAGAGAAUGUUCAUGAUUCAGACCAUCGCUCAGUACAAAUUUGUCUAUCGUGUGCUCAUCCAGUUCCUACAAAACUCUAGACUCAUUUAAUCUCCUUAGAGAUCCCAGACGCAGUAUUGUGGAUUGGACUGAACCUUAUUGGCAAGACAGACACAUUCCUUUGACAAUGUGUCUAUUAUCAUGGUGUGCAAAUAUUGCACGUGCUCAAGUUGCCUCAAAAGUAAGGAGUCCUUGUUCUUCCGUAGAGAGUACCACAAAUUAUUUUGUACAAGGUAAUUUAUUUUUCAUGGAAUAACUUCUGAAUUUCUUGAACUUGUAAAACAUGUGGUGAGGUUUGAAUUGACAUAACUGAUCUGCGUUGCCAAAUGUCCAUAGGGAAGGUGAUCCGCUCCAGGGAUGUUCUGUUGACCUGUAUUCUGUUAUAUGGUUCAUGAAACGAACAGGUCUUCAGGGAAUGGCAUUUUUCCAGUAAGAACAUUUUAGAGCCAAUGUUGUGGCUUUCACCAUGAAAACAAGACCUGCUAAAAGCCAGUUAGGACUCUGUAAUGAGCUGAAUCUGAUGAUAAAGAUAGAGAAGAUACAAUGCAGAGAACCCAAAACAUGCAUCCAUGAAUGGAUGGAAGCAUUACAAAGUAAGCAGUAGGGUAUUUCAGGCAGGAAAGCUGGGUGUGUGGCAGUACCUCUUGGCUUGAAGUGGUUUCCAUCAUAUACAGCGUUUACAGUUUUGUUCAAUGGUUCUCAGCACCCCCACUACAAAAAUUGUUCCAACACCACUAUAAUCAGGUGUACAGAGACCUCAGAUGUUCAAAAUUUGGCAAGAAUUACCAUUGCAGCUUAGCAUUUGACAAGAAGGCAUAUUACACCUUUGUUAAUAUCCACCAGCCUUUGAUCCCUUCCUAGAUAAAGAGCUGUAAUAUUCUUGCUAGGGCCCUGAACCCAACCACAUUGUAGUCAGUGGAAGUCUUUCCAUCAACCUUAGUGGGCUUUGGGUUGAGCAAUAGAAAAAGUCAGCCAGCUGCAGCCCAGAAAAUAGAAGUCAGACAUUAUGUUCUCACAAAUGACUAACCCUUUCAUUGUUGUCACAAGGCCAAAUCCCACUCACCUUAUUCAGGCAAGGAAUGUCAUUAAGGUCUAGACAUCUCAUCUCCAAUGGGAGAGUUUUGUUUUCCGCACAAAUCAUUCUCAGUCACUUAGAUGGUUUACUUUCUAGCCCUUCGUACAGUGCCAUAGUGAUCUGUGCUCUCUGACCUGUAUCCCUGUGUUCUGUUUACUACCCUGGCUGCUGCCAAAAUAGUGAGCUGAAGUUUUUAGCUUACAGACUGCUCCUGCCCUCAGAUUCUUUCCCAGUCAAUGUCUCGCAGUUUGACCAUAUCACACCCCAGCCCUUCUGGCACUGGGAAGCUUUAUUUCUUAACUUUUAUUCCCCCACCCAGCCCCCUGCAUUAAAUUGCAGAGGCCAUUUGCCCACUCAGGUUACCAUUUUUAUCCCAGGUCUCUUUGUGUCCUUUCUCUCCUUUUAUAUUGCAGUAGCCACUGAAGGUCCCAGUCUCCUACAUCACAUAGGGAGAGAGAAUCCCUGCCCCGAAGAAUUUACAAUCUGAAUAGACAAGACAGACAAAUGGGGAGAGAAAGGAGAUGUUGUUAUCCCCAUUAUACAAGUGGUGAGGCGAGGUACAGCUACUUUAAGUGACUUACCCGAGGUCAUACAUGAAGUCUGUGGCAGGAGACGUGGGUUCCAUUCGUGGCUCUAAAUCCCAGGCCAGGACCUUAACCAUGCAGGCCAUCACUUUCCUCUUUUCCCUCCACCUUCCCUUGAUACUGGCUGACUGUUCCACAUCCUUUGUGCAAGUUCCCUCUUCUAGGUCAUUAAUUUAUUUCACUGAAGCCACGUGUUCACUGUGGAUCACUUUGUCCAAAAGUGAUAGCUGCUGCACUUGUUUUAAAAAAAAACGUAAUUAAAAGUAUAGCUGGGUGGCACUGACUCGUGAAAAACCAAAGCCACCAGAUCUUAGAAAACUUGGUACAAUGGGUCAAAUUCAAAUCCAGUGUAAUGUACUGAGCUCAGUGGAACUGCAUUUGCUUUCAUCAGCUCUCAGUUUUAGCCCCAUAUGACUUGACAGCCCUGCAGAGUUCAUGAUGCACCCCCAUGGCAACUCCCAGAAACCAGGGGCAGGAGUCCACUUGUGUACAUCAUCCUGUAAGGCCCAAGCAGGCUUUGCUUGAAAUACCAGAAAACGUUAAAGAAUCCAGGCAUAAAUGUGGUUUCAGUCAAGGGUUUGCUUUGAAUGUAUGCUAGCGACGCUCUAUUACAACACUUGUGAAAGAAAUGGAUGGAAGAGCAUUUUGAGUCUGGUAUAGUCACUUGGCAGUUCUUUUGAUGGGGCGAUUUUCUGUUAGUCUUGAGCAGAAAAAAGGAAGCUUAACUUUAAAAAGUCUGCUCAGGCCGUUGCUAUUACCUGACUGAGCUUGUACAAUGUAUAAAUCAGGGCCAAAUUUCCCCCUCCCCCCAAAUGACACAAUUUACUGCUGUCAUCUGUGUUUUAUUUGCUUUCUCCUGGCUAGCCAUGACCCAUUAGAUAGCUUCCACCUAUCUUACUCUAGAAACAAUCUAAACUGGAUGGGUACCUAGUGACUGUAGGUGGGUUUAGAGCCAUGCUUCCUAACCCCUAAUCUGGAAACACCCAGUGUAGUCCAGCAAGCAGAGCCUGCAGUGUGUCAGCUUUAUUGGAGAGCCAGAAUUAGGGGGAAACAUUGCACUCAGUAUGGUCACCCCUAGCUGCUGCUUUUCCAUAACUUGUCUUCCGGACUUUGGCAGCCAAAUGUAAGCUCUUCUGUUUGUUCUGAUUAAAGCUGUUUGCAAAGGCCAGGUAAUGCUUUUAAACAAAUGGUUAAAGGCUCACUCCUACAAGGUUCUGAGUGCUCUCAACUUCAGUUGGGAGUUGAGGACACUCAGACCAGAUCCUCAAAGGUAUUUUAGAUACUUAACUCGCAUUAGGCACCUAAAUAAAUACCUUUGAGGCUCUGGGUCUGAGUGCCUUACAGAUGUUGUCUAUGCUGGUAGCUUGGCAUUUACAGUAACAUACUAGGGUGAAGGCAUAAUGGUGAGAAAAGAAAAGAGAGGUUUCAGUUUCAAGCCACCAAAGGAUGGUUAGGAAAAAAAAUAUAGACCUAGUUAAACUAUCUUGAUAUUAUGUUUAAGAAUCAGCUGC